CCAGCACCCCGAGCCCCGGCCCCGCACCCCCGCCCCUCCCCGCAGCCUCCUCCGGCGCCCCGGGCCCGCCGGGGCCCUCGCUUCCCCCCCCCUCCCCGGGCCGCGCUCCGGGAGCCCGGGCCCUGCACCGGGUGUCCGUCCGUCCGUCCGUCCGGGUGUCCCCCCCGCCCCGGUCCCGCCUUGCCCGCGCUCGGACCCCGCUCCCCACGGCGGGGCCCCCCCCCGAGACCCCCGCCCGCCCCCCCGGUGCCGCUGCGGCCAUGCCCGGCGGCGGGACGCGGUCCCGGUCCCGGGGCGGGUGCGGGGCCCGGUGAGAGCCCGGCCCCGGGCACACCGGGCACACCGGGCACACCGGGCACACCGGCCCCGCGGGGACCGCGCCAGCGCCGAGCCGAGAGGCGGCGUGGCGAGCGAUGGCGGCGCAGGGCGAGUACCGACGGCUGGAGGACUUCGAGGAGGACUCACCCCCCGGCGAGGAGGAGCUGCUGGUGCACGUCACCGAGGGGCUGCAAGACUCCUGGCACCACAUCAAGAACCUGGAUAAUUUCUUCACCAAGAUCUACCACUUCCACCAGAAGAACGGCUUCGCCUGCAUGAUGCUCUCCGACAUCUUUGAGCUGGUGCAGUUCCUGUUCGUGGUCACCUUCACCACCUUCCUGCUGUGCUGCGUGGAGUACGACGUCCUCUUCGCCAACCGGCCGCUCAACCACAGCCACGCCGGCGCGGCGGUCCCCGACCGCAGCAAGGUGACGCUGCCCGACGCCGUCCUGCCCUCCCCGCAGUGCGCCCAGAGGAUCCGGGCCAGCGGCUGGAUCAUCUUCCUGCUGGUGAUGGCGGCCGUCUUCUGGCUGUACCGGCUGGUGAAGGUGCUGUGCAGCCUGCUGAGCUACUGGGAGAUCCGCACCUUCUACAUCAAAGCCCUCAACAUCCCCUCGGAGGAGCUGUGCAACUACAGCUGGCAGGAGGUGCAGGCGCGGCUGAUCUCGCUGCAGCGCCGGCAGCAAAUGUGCGUGCACAAGAGGGAGCUGACGGAGCUGGACAUCUACCACCGCAUCCUGCGCUUCAAGAACUACACGGUGGCCAUGAUCAACAAGUCGCUGCUGCCCGUCCGCUUCCACCUGCCGCUGCUGGGUCCCGUUGUCUUCCUCACCCAGGGCCUCAAGUACAACCUGGAGCUGCUCCUCUUCUGGGGACCCGGCUCCCUCUUCCAGAACAAGUGGAGCCUGCGGCCGCAGUGCAAGCGAGCGGGCGCCCGGCGGGAGCUGGCGCGGCGCCUGGCACGUGCCAUGGUGGUGCUGGGGCUGGCCAACCUGCUGCUCUGCCCCUGCGUGCUGGUCUGGCAGCUCCUCUACGCCUUCUUCAGCUACGCCGAGGUGAUCAAGCGGGAGCCGGGCAGCCUGGGCGCCCGCCGUUGGUCCCUCUACGGCCGCCACUACCUGCGCCACUUCAACGAGCUCAACCACGAGCUGCAGGCGCGGCUGAGCCGCGGUUACAAGCCGGCCACCAAGUACAUGAACUCCUUCACCAGCCCGCUGCUCACCGUGCUGGCCAAGAACGUCGGCUUCUUCGCCGGCUCCAUCCUGGCCGUGCUCAUCGUCCUGACGGUCUACGACGAGGACGUGCUGACGGUGCAGCACAUCCUCACCGCCAUCACGCUGCUGGGGCUGGUGGUCACCGUGGCCAGGUCCUUCAUCCCCGACGAGCACACGGUGUGGUGCCCGGAGCAGCUGCUGCAGUGCGUCCUUGCCCACGUCCACUACAUGCCGGACCACUGGCAGGGCAACGCCAGCCGGUCGGAGACGCGCGGCGAGAUGGCGCAGCUCUUCCAGUACAAGGCGGUCUUCAUCCUGGAGGAGCUGCUGAGCCCCAUCCUCACCCCCCUCAUCCUCAUCUUCGCCCUUCCCGCCCGCGCCCUGGACAUCAUCGACUUCUUCCGUAACUUUACGGUGGAGGUGGUGGGGGUGGGCGACAUCUGCUCCUUUGCCCAGCUCGACGUCCGCAAUCACGGCAACCCCCAGUGGCUGUCGGCCGGGCAGACGGAGGCCUCGGUGUACCAGCAAGCGGAGAACGGGAAGACGGAGCUGUCGCUGAUGCACUUCGCCAUCACCAACCCGCGCUGGCAGCCGCCGCCGCCGAGCGAGCUCUUCCUCAGCCACCUGAAGGAGAAGGUGCAGCAGGAUGCGGCCGCCGCGCCGCCCGCCCAGCGCAUCCUGGCCGAGGGGCCGCUGGGCACUUCCCUCCUCUCCGACGACUCGGCGGCGGCGCCGGACGGUUUGCUGGCCAGCGUCCUGGCCCGGCCCAUCCUCUCUGCCAGCGGGCUGGUGUCCCGGGACCGGCGCUUCGCCCAGCCCUGCAGCACCGCCAGCGCCGCCGCCAGCGUCCUGGCCUCCCUGGCGUCCCCCCUGCCCGGGCGGGCGCGCGGCCCCUCCGCCGACAGCCCCGGCUGCCACAGCGACCGCCUGCUCCCCGGGGAGAGCCUGCUCCUGAGCGAGUCGCGGCUGCGCAGCCUGAGCCGCUCGGCGCUGCUCUGCGAGGUGGCCUCGGCCGAGAUGAGCCUCCACGCCAUCUACCUGCACGAGCUCCACCAGCAGCAGCAGCAGCAGGGUCCCGGGCCCCAGGCAGCGGGGGGGUGGGUGGCCACAGGGCCACCCAGGCCGCCCCCCGUGACCGCAGGCUCGGCUGCCAGGGCCUCGCAGGCUCAGCACCGGGAGAUGCCGCUGGGCGGCUGGGCCGAGGAGGAGGAGGAGGAAGAGGAGGAGGAAGAGCAGACAACGGGCUAGCCGGCCUCUGCUUCGGGUCCUGGGCGUGCCGAGAGCUCCCGGCGCUGCUGGGCACGGUGCCGGGGGAGCUGCCGGGAGGCGCUGGCCGGGACCGGGCGCCGCGGGGGGACUCGCCGCUGCCUGGGGGCCGGGGCGCGGGGUGGUGCGGCCGUCG
Grus americana (Whooping crane) is the source of this 2934-nucleotide messenger RNA. It is a transcript of the gene ATG9B, whose product is annotated as autophagy related 9B. Gene Ontology annotation, cellular component: autophagosome; phagophore assembly site. The record is from RefSeq and is a predicted model, not a curated record. Gene Ontology annotation, biological process: protein localization to phagophore assembly site; autophagy of mitochondrion. Lineage: Eukaryota; Metazoa; Chordata; Aves; Gruiformes; Gruidae. Bases 414 to 2780 code for a protein of 788 amino acids. The transcript is spliced from 15 exons.